AUGCUGCUAACGGCAUCUGUCGACAUUCCAGGUGGCACCUGUCCAACAGACAUGCCUGACACCGCUGCGGCGACACCCUCCCUCUUCUUCUACGCAUUGUACUCCAGCUGCGGCCCUCGCCAGCAAAGGGGCGCACCACUGGUCUUGACCUUCCACAAAGAAGGGUGUACCAUGUUUUUUUCUUACACCAACUUUUCAGCCGGAAGUACCAGAAGUCAAAAGCAGUCUAUCAUAGACCGCUGGCAGGACGACGGCAUCUGGCUUGUGCGCCAAGAAAAGCAUCCGGGGCCGCCUGCUCAAGCACCCGAUGCAGGUGCUCGGCAUCCAUCUCCUUCAGUCCACGCCGCCUUAACGUUCGUACCGACAUGGCAGCAGAAGCAACAGAAGCAGACCUCCAGAUAA
Symbiodinium natans is the source of this 402-nucleotide messenger RNA. The record is from the annotation of a GenBank genome assembly. Lineage: Eukaryota; Dinophyceae; Suessiales; Symbiodiniaceae.